AUGGCCGACCCAUACGCCUACAAGCGCGACACCAAGCUGCAAGCGCGGCUGAGCGCCGAGGUGGAACGGCUUGCCAAGCUGCCGGCAAACAGCGUGUGUGCGGACUGCGAUGAGCGCCGGCGCAUCCGCUUUGUCUCCGUCACGCUCGGCGUCUUUCUGUGCAAUCGCUGCUACGGCCUGCACCGCGCGCUCGGCGCUCACGUGACGCGCGGCAAGUGUCUCGGCCUCGACGCGUGGAAGCCGGAGGAGGUGGAGCUGCUGCGCGCGGUGGGUAACGUCAAAGCGGCAGCGCUGUACGAGGCCAGGGUCCCGCCAGACCUGCCGCGGCCAACGGCGGCCUCUCCCGACCGCGAGGUCGCUGCGUGGAUCCGUGACAAGUAA
Molecule: messenger RNA, 381 nt
Organism: Emiliania huxleyi CCMP1516
Lineage: Eukaryota; Haptophyta; Isochrysidales; Noelaerhabdaceae
Exons: 1
Coding region: 1-381 (126 amino acids)
Molecular function (GO): GTPase activator activity
Source: RefSeq, a predicted model, not a curated record